This is a messenger RNA of Bombina bombina (fire-bellied toad), 7327 nucleotides long. RefSeq names its product discoidin, CUB and LCCL domain containing 2 (gene DCBLD2). The record is from RefSeq and is a predicted model, not a curated record. NCBI's taxonomy places the organism in Eukaryota, Metazoa, Chordata, Amphibia, Anura, Bombinatoridae.
CUCUGCGCGUGGAUUUCUACUCUCCUCCAAAUAGCAACUUUAUAUGGGAGAAUGCUCUUGUUCUCGCUGUCGGAGCCGCGUGAGUUAAUUGGUGUCCUCGCGCCGGAAGUCCCUGCGAACUGAUUGAGUGCUUGCGCGCGCAGUGACCCAGCCAGCAUCUGCAAAGUAUUGGAGAAGCGAUUGCUACAGUAGGAGGUGGCGGUAGUGUUAUUGGAAGCUUCGGGAUGUGCUGAUAGCUCUCUCCGGGAGAAAAGCCCCUUAUUACUGCAUGAAGUUUUACCGGUGUGUAACACAGGCUAUAGUGCACUGGCCUGCGGCCGCAGUAUGCAUUCGGAUUGCAGGCUGGGAUGGAAACAGGGGAGAUGGUGAGCAGACAGCUUGCCAUUGUUUGUGUUUUCUUGCUGCUGUCUGUGAGCACUGAGGCACAAAACGGUGAUGGCUGUGGUUACACUGUUUUGGGACCGGAAAGUGGAACUUUUACAUCCAUAAAUUACCCACAGACUUACCCCAACAGCACUGUGUGUGAGUGGGAAAUCCGUGUCAAGCCAGGGGAUAGGAUACACCUGAAGUUUGGCGACUUUGAUAUCGAGGACUCAAACUCUUGUCACUUUAAUUAUGUGAGAAUAUAUGAUGGUAUUGGGCCUACCCGAAGUGAGAUAGCAAAAUAUUGUGGCUUGGCACUGCAGCUAGAAGACCCUAUAGAGUCCAAAAGUAACGUGAUCACUGUACAGUUUAUGAGCGGAACCCACAUUUCGGGACGUGGAUUUUUAGCAUCCUAUUCAACCACCAAUAAAACAGGGCUACACCGGCCGUUCUCAUUCAGCAAGCACCACUGUUACCUGUCAGCUGCAUGGAUCAGUCCGCCUCUGCUCACUGAUUGCGCCGGAACUACCGUGUCUGUAGCAGCCUGGUUGAUGGGCCCAUUGUCUUCAAGUUUGUUCACAUUCAAGACAUUUGGAUGCUAUGGAACUCUGGGAAUGGAAUCUGGGGUAAUUCCAGAUUCUCAAAUAAAUGCAUCUUCAAUACUGGAAUGGACAGACAACACAGGACAAUAUAACAUAUGGAAUCCAGAAAAAGCCAGACUAAAAAAAACAGGCCCUUCCUGGGCUGCAGCAAUCUCAGAUGAACAUCAGUGGCUGCAGAUUGAUCUUAAUAAGAUGAAAAAAAUUACAGGCAUCAUAACUACUGGUUCAAAUAUGCACAAGUAUAACUUCUAUGUUUCUGCCUACAAAGUUUUAUAUGGUGAUGAUGGUUCCAAAUGGAAAGUGUACAAAGAACCUCACGUGGAACAAGACAAGGUUUUUCAAGGUAAUUCAGACUGUUACCAGGAGGUUCGCAAUAAUUUUAUACCUCCUAUUGUGGCCCGAUAUGUGAAAAUCAACCCUGUUCGGUGGCACCAGAAAAUAGCUUUGAAAGCAGAGCUGCUUGGAUGUCCGUUUAUUGCAGGUUGGGCUCCAAAGUUAACAGUCACACCACCUAUACCUCUAAAGCCACGUGCUAAAAACAACAGCCCCCUGCAGCCAGAGACAGAGAAAAUCACAUUUCCUCCUGAGAUUAAAAACACUACAGUGUCACCAAACAUUACCAAAGGCUGGUGGAAGGGCAUGAAACAGUUCCUGCCUGCUAAGUCAGCAGAACAUGAAGAGACACCUGUGCGAUAUAGCAGCAGUGAAAUAAGCCGUCUGAGAGCAAGAGAAGUGACCACUAUGUCUGCAGAGUAUGCCCAGCCACUAGUGGGAGGAGCAGUUGGCACACUUCAUCAGAGAUCAACCUUUAAACCAGAGGAAGGUAAAGAACCAGGUUAUGCAGAACUGGAUUCCUACAACUCUCCGGAUCAGGAGAUUUAUCAUGCAUAUGCUGAACCACUGCCUACAAAUGGGCCAGAAUAUGCCACUCCUAUUGUCAUGGACAUGUCAGGACAUCCAGGUGGAUCUAUGUGUUUACCUUCAACAUCCACAUUUAAAGCUACAGGGACUCAAGGUCCUCCAUUAGUAGGAGGCUACAGUAAACUCUUAUCUAAGGCGGACAGUUCAGCAUCCACACAAAUACUUUAUGACACUCCCAAGGGAGUACAGGGUGCAAAUGCCAUGGAAGAGAUGGUAUACCAAGUGCCCCAGGGUGUUCCACAACCAACUACAAGCAAAGAUAUUUGUUCUUAGUUGUCUAUGCAUACACCUGUGUGGAAGGACAGAGACUUCAUAGAUAUUUCUUUAUGGCUUAUUUUUAUGAGCACAUUGCAUUCUGGGAAGAUGCCUAAUUUAAUAAAAUUAGGAUAUUCUUACAUUUCUAUUCUAGUUGGCUGUGGUGCAAAUAUUUUCGUCAUUUUACACACAUUUUAUAAAAUAAGACUAAAUUGCUUAAGCUGUUUGGUUUUUGGUACAUUUCUGGUAUUUAUAAGUUUGUAUUGUCUAGUUAUUGGUUUCUAUGUUAUAGUAUUGCACAGACAGUGCAAUGCCUGAAAUUAUCAAGCAGUUUAUUUAACUUUUUCUACUGACCACUCAGCAUUAACACUAAUCGUUCUGGCUGUGAGAUUCACAAGAAGAAGGAAGAGAAUAUGCUAUUAUUGGUUACGUGUUGAGCUGAUCGACCUUACAAAAAAUCUUUUUGAUUGUGAAACCUGUGCAUAUCAAAGUGAAACUGUAUAAAUGCUGUAUUUUUAGUGCAUCAUCUUGCUGUUUUAGUUGUGUCUUUUUUACAGCCUAUUGAAAACACUGAAAUGCUUGGCAUUGUAAUGAUUUAAUGUUAGCUGCUAGCUAGUCCACUUGCUACAGAUAAAUAACUGUGUAAUAGACCGGCAUGUUCAUGUGUAUGCCACUUGAUUGAUUUUUUUUUUUUUUUUGCAUUGCUCAGGGGCUGUAUUUCCAUGUCUGCUGAACUGUAAUUUAAAUCUUUUUAUAUUAAUAUUUUUAUUUAACAAUUCGAUAGUUUUGUCUUUUUUUCUUCUUCUUUUUUUAGGCCCUGUUAGAUUGUUACAAUUAAAUUCGGCAUUGUUAUCAUAUUUGUAAUCUGUGUGACUCUGCCCUAAGAGGAGUGCAGAGUAUUGCAAUAAUCGGUUUUCUAAUGGGGGAGUUUAGCACAAAAUUCCCUAGUAUGUGAAAGCCAUAGUGUUUUGGUUUACAGUGUUUGAUUUUUUUAUUUUACGUUCUCUCUCUUACUGUUACACAACUAACCAAAAACUGUAUAUGACAGCUGAACAAAGACAAACACAAAAAAAUAGUGGUUGAUGCAAAAUUGUUUCAUUUGUGAAACCAAAUGAAUUAAACUCUUUAAAGUAAUCAUUAGUAUUCCCAAUAUAGAAUAUGGUUUAGUGGUGGUUUUUUAACAAGACAUUAUUUUUUAUAUAUACAUAUAAAAGAGCACAAAUUAAGUAUACUGAGUUAACACUCUCUGACAGGAAGUACAUGUUUUUGUUGAUUACAACCAUUCCCAAAGUUCUGUUAGAGAGCAGGAACACACUUCUACUGGCAAGAAAAUCUAAAAUAAUUUUAUUCAGGAGCCUCAUUAUAAAAAUAUAAAACAUUUCCAGAUAUCCUUUUAGACAACAAAGGAAACUGUUAUGUUCUGUUCGCAAUUAUUAAAUAACAACUGAAGGAAUGUUAUGCGUUAUAGCAGUAGUGAAUAGUUUGUAAAGAACAUGCAAGUUGGUGUAUAUAGGAUGCAGAUUUUUUUUUUUUCUUUGUAAGGGUUGUUUCCUUAUAUGGUUGAGAACAGAACCGUAGUUGUCUGACCUAGAGUGCAACUAUCUCAGGGGUUAUAUAAUUUGUAGGCAGGUGUCCUUGAGCGAGCUUAUUGGAUGUUAAAUAAUGCUGAUAACACCUUCACAGUCUGCAGCCACUCAUGAGCCGCUAACAUUGGUAGCCCAUUAGUCUCCAUUGUCACUUACUGAAAAUAGUAUGGUGACAGCCUUAACCCUAACAUGGAGUAUAAAAUAUACUAAGAACCUAGUUAAUUAUAUUGCUACAGUGCCAGGGAAGCUGGCAAAAAAAUGUUACGCAUUGGCAUUUUUAUCAGUUAUUCCAUCAUCAGGGUGGAUUUAAAUCAAAUUGAUUUAAAUCACUAGUCAGUAAGACCAAUUUAAAUAGAUUUAAAUCAUAGUUUCCGUUUUUAGAAUAAUAGGUCUUCAGAUUAUUUUUCCAGUUAUAUCAGACCGUUUCCGAUUUGGUUAAAUAUCAUUAGAUAUGCAUAGAUAGAUCAUUGAAAUAAAUUAAAGGUAAACUAUCUCCAGUUUAAUCGGUUAAUCAUUUAUAUUUGAUCAACUUUCCAGCUGUAGUUGAUUGGAAUUAAAAAUAACUAUUAAAAUCGUUUUAUUUAACUAAAACAAUAACAUUUAAUUUUUAGUGCUUGUCCCUCACACCAGAUCUAUUCCACUUUAAACAAUCUUCUAUUCAGUGAACUUCUUGAAACUUAGUAUGGGCUAUCUUUAGAUAUAUUUUUCCUCAAAAAGCAUUUUAUUUAAAUCAAAAUCUUAUUUAAAUAAAACACCUUGGGUUUAAAUUAUAAAAAUCUGAUUUUUAAAAAACAAAUUAUUGAUUUUUAUCCAACCUGGGGAAAAGUACCAAGUCAUGUCACUGUUUCCUUCCAUUACUGUGGGGGUUUUUUUAAGAAUCAGUGGCAGAUACAACUGUUUUUUUCACUUGGUAUUGUCACAUGCAUUACUAAUAGAUAAGUGUGCUCAGUCCCUAAUAAACUGAACCCUGAACUUCUGUUCAAGUACAAUUCUGAUGUCCUAGUUCUUAUAUAAUAGCACUUACAUACGUUUGUAGUUGAUCUUUGUCAUUGGUUGUACCAUUCUUCCUCCAUCUUAUCUUUUAUUUAUAUAUAUAUAUAUAUACCUUUUUUAUGUAAAAAAUAAAUUACUGCAUAGAAAUAUUUAGUGCCAAAUUAGAAGAAAAAAAACUUACUAAAUCUACUCAUAUACCACUAUUUUGUUGCUAAAGCACUUUUCUUUUGCAACAUAUUAAGACCAUGUUUCAUAAAAGUAUCACAAUUUGUGGCGUUAAAGAAUAUAAUAUAUAAAUAUUAAUAUUAUUUGGCUUAACUAUUCCUAAAACAGUGUUUUAAGUGAAAGAGCUAGAAAGUUACACUUUAUGGUGAAGAUUUGUUGAUAAGGUCAAAAUGUAGCAUCCUUUAGGGUGGGUUUAUUGUAGGCGGGAUAAAACACAGUGUACCCGGCUUAAGAUCGGCUGGUACUUUUGUUUAUGCUCAUUCUAAUAAAAGGCAUGUAUACUGAGUUAAUCACUGCCCUGCAGGGUUGUGACUGCUUUGAAAGGAUGCAGACUACUGCUAUAGUUAAAUGCCUCCAAACAUAGAGCCAAAUACAGACUUGGAGAAAGGCAGAUAGAAGAUGUAAAGGCGAAAUGUGGAAGAUAAGUGAAAAGGAUCAGAGAGAGUAAAUAAUAAUGGUCAAACAUAUGCAUGUAGGCAGUAGGCAGCUUGUUGACUUCAUCUCUUUCCGGAGCCGGAUUUAUGCUUGUGAAAGAUCACCACACUAAGUUCUAUGCAAAUCCCGAUCUCAGUGUGGUGAUUUUUUACAAGUAUAAAUCCGGCUCUGAAAAGAACGGAAUUCAACAAGGGGCCGCCUACUUGCGCAUCCGACAGCUAACGAAGUUGCUGAAUGCCCGUGUUUACUGAAUACAUAUGUAUAUAACCAUGUGCAUUUCAAAGCAUUUUUUUUUACUAUAGACAAUGUUGUCUACUUCCAGCACUGAAUUGUCUAAUUAUACACACAAGUUUGAAAACUGUGAUAGGCCAUUAUAGUCUUUUGCUAGGUUACUUGCUGCUAAGACAAUAAAAUUAAUACAAAGUUUGGUUUCAUUUUUUUUUGUAGACAUUCUAAUUUGCCAUCCGUUUAUAUUCACAGUAUUACCUAACAAAUAAGCAUACACUUUGUACUUGUCAUAUUCAAAUUUGCUGCAAAAAAGUAGAUUGCGUGUUCUAUGAGGUACUACAAACUACCACCUCCCCAUUCUACAUCAAUUUGCUAUCAGUCUAUCAUCCCAAUGAAGUACAUUGGUUGUAGUAUUAUCUAGUUGUCAUAGUCUAGACGGUGUUUUAUCCUGAAAACUGAACAUACAAGGUGUAGCAAAAUAUUUUCUAAAAGCAAAUACAUUUAAAAAAAAAAAUCCUAUAAAUGUUGCGUCUAGAUUUAUAGUGAGGACAUUGUCUACCAUAUUAAAUUAGAGAGAUAAUUAAGCUUUAGAAGAAUGUUCUAAAUGUAUAUUACAAGUUUUCUGUGACAUUGAUAUUUGUGUUUUGUUUUUCAUUAAGCAGUUUGAGUAGAAAUUGUACCCAAAAAUUGGUAAGUGGCUUUGGGAGUUUAAAUGUUGAUAUUCUUUAUUAAAGGGACAUGAUACCUAAAUGUUGAAACACUUGAAAGUGAUGCAGCAUAGCUGUAAAAAGCUGACUAGAAAAUAUCAACUGAACAUCUCUAUGUAAAAAAGAAAGAUAUUUUACCUCAAAAUGUCCUAAGUAUUCACACCCCAUUGUAAAGGACUUUAAGCAGCAAAUCAGUAUGUCUGUCCCGGGACCUGCAAGUUAUUUCCCUAAUAAUUUUAAGGAAGUUUUACUAUGAAAUCUCACAAGAUUGCAGUAAAACGGUUCAUGACCUCAGCACUGCUGAUUGGCUGCUGUUCAUUUUUUUUUUUUUUCUUUCUUUGUAACUAAAACUUUUUACAGAACACUUACUCUGGGGAGGAAAUUGUGAGGUAAAAUAUGCUCAGGUGAUAUUUUCCUGUCAGCUUUUUACAGCUAUGCUGCAUCACGUUCAAGUGAUUUAGCAUAUGAGUAUUAUGUCCCUUUAAUCAACAUCCACUUUAGUCAAAUUGUUAAUGAUGCCUCACAGUUAUAUGAAAAAGAUUAUAUUCCCUUAGCUUGUGCAAGUAUGCACUGUUUUUUUAAGAAGCUAAUGCAGAUCCCUAAGUUAAGCUUUUUUUUUUCUUCGUUUUUCUUUUAUAAAUAAUUUGUGUGUUUAAGAAGUAAUUGUGAUUUUCAUCUGAGAGAUUGCACAAAAAUGUGAACUUUCUCUUGAAUUUUGAAGUUCACUUGUUCAGGUACUAUUUUUUUUCCAGUAAAUUCACUGCAAAGUAAUUGCUUAAAGGCUUUCACAGAUACAGAAUGCAUGUAACAAAAUGGACUGACCAUAACUGAAAAUGUGAUUGAAACAUGCUUUUUAUUAAUCCACAUUGCUCCUUGAAUGUAAUGUUUUAAAUCAGCAUGUACUGUAGGCACAUUGUAUUUGUAUAUGUUGUUAGAAUAUAGAUUGUACAAAGUUCUAUGUUUUCGUUCAGAGUACUAUGUAAAUAAAAUAAUUUUGUUAAGACCUUUUAAA